Rhizopus microsporus ATCC 52813 is the source of this 345-nucleotide messenger RNA. RefSeq lists its product as uncharacterized. The transcript has a single exon. Lineage: Eukaryota; Fungi; Mucoromycota; Mucoromycetes; Mucorales; Rhizopodaceae. The coding region runs from base 1 to 345 and encodes 114 amino acids. The record is from RefSeq and is a predicted model, not a curated record.
AUGUUUGAAAAAGACUUAGUGAAGAUAAAGGGCGCCCGUUGUGGAGUAAUAGGGAAGCUGUGGAAGGAUGUGAAAAAGCGGGAGAAAGAGGAUGGUCUUAUUACUAUCACAGUUGAUGAACUCAAUACCUCCAAGGCUUGCAACAAUUGUGAAAAGAUUAUUCUUGAACCUGCAAAGCGCACUCGCGGCAACAGUAUACUGGUCUGUAAAACCUGCAAUACAUUGUGGCAGCGAGACAUGAAUGCUGCAAAAAAUAUGAUGACAAUCUCUUUAUCAACUUGGAGAGGAGAUGGUCGACCAAUUGUUUUUCAGCGAUCUAAUGAAAACAGCAAUAGGGCUACUUAG